AUGGCCUCCACCUUGGAGCAUCUAGCGAAGCUGCUCAGCGACACCCUGGAUGCGCAACAACACCGUAAAGCCGAGAAUUCCCUCAAAGAAGAGGCGAAGAAGCACAACUACUCGCUCUCGCUCCUGACCAUUGUGAGCACCGCCGCUCAGCCCCUCAAAACCCGCCUUGCCGCCGCCCUCGCAUUCAAGAACUUCAUCCGCCAUAACUAUGUGGACGAAGAGGGCAACUACAAGCUUCCCCUGGACGAGGUGCAGACAAUCAAGAAGGAGCUCGUCGGUCUCAUGAUCUCUUCUCCACCCUCAAUACAGACCCAGCUCGGCGAGGCCAUCAGCAUCAUUGCCGAUUCCGAUUUCUGGGAGCGCUGGGACACACUGACCAAGGACCUGGUCGACCGUCUCUCCAAUACCGAUUACAAAGUCACAAACGGCGUGUUGGAGGUUGCACAUUCCAUCUUCGUGCGAUGGCGGCCGCUAUUUCAGUCCAACGAGCUCAACAGAGAAGUCCUGCAUGUCGUGGGGACAUUUGGCGAGCCCUUCAUUCAGAUGCUGAGCAUUGCGGAUCAGCAAAUCGAGGCAAACAAAGACAAUGCCGACGCACUCAAGGGCUGGCUUGACACCAUGAGUCUGUUGACAAGGAUCCUGUACGACCUCUCAUGUCAGGACAUUCCGCCCGUCAUUGAGACCCACCUGCAACCCAUCACGGUUCUCCUCCACAAGUACAUGAGCUACACGAUUCCCAUCUUUGAUGACGAGGAAGACGAGGCCACGCCGCUCGAGACGCUCAAGGCCGAUAUUUGCGAUGCUCUUCAGCUAUUCACCAACAAGUACGACGACGAUUUUGGCCAGUACGUUCAAGAUUUCACAAACAACGUCUGGAAUGUGCUGUCAAGUGUCGGACCUGAGAAGAGGUACGAUAUCCUCACAAGCAAGGCGCUGCAGUUUCUGACGGCCGUGGCCUCGGUCCGCCGCCAUGCCGAAAUCUUCAACGACGAACAAAUCUUGGGCACCAUCGUGGAGAAGGUAAUUCUUCCCAACGUGGCGCUGAGGGAGUCAGAUAUCGAGAUGUUUGAGGAUGAGCCUAUCGAGUUCAUCCGGCGGGAUCUCGAGGGCUCCGACACUGACUCGCGCAGGCGAGCGGCCACCGACUUCCUGCGAAAGCUGCUCGAGAAUUUCGAGGUGCUCGUCACACAGGUAGUUUUCGGGUACAUCAACCACUACCUUGCGGCUGGUAAGACGGAUUGGAAGGCAAAGGAUACGGCCGUUUACCUAUUUCUCGCCAUUGCCGCGAAGGGCGCCGUUACCGCGGCCCACGGAGUCAAGACGGUCAAUAGCUAUGUCAAUGUUGUUGAGUUCUUCGAGCAAAACAUCGCUGCGGACCUCCUCUCGGAAACCACCGAGCCGAUUGCGAAGGUCGAUGCCAUCAAGUACCUGUACACAUUUCGGAGCCAGCUCAACAAGGCUCAGUGGGCGAGCGCCAUUCAACCUCUGAUUCAGAAUCUGGCCUCGUCCAAUUACGUCGUCUACACCUAUGCCGCUAUUGCCGUCGAGAGAGUCCUUUUCUUGACCGACGAGCAGGGACAGCACUUGUUCCCGAGGAACGAUAUUCAGCCGUAUGCUCGGGAUUUGUUGGAGCAUCUGUUUGCCCUGGUCGAGAAAGAUACAUCUGCUGUCAAGCUUCAGGAGAAUGAGUUCCUGAUGAGGUGCAUCAUGAGGGUGUUGAUUGUCAUGAAGGAAGGCAUCCUCGAGUGUGGUGCAGAGAGCGUCCUCAAUCACCUGAUCAGCAUCACAAAUGUGAUCAAGGAGAACCCCAGCAACCCGCGCUUCUACUACUACCACUUUGAGGCAAUCGGAGCCCUCGUAAGGUAUUGCAGCAACUCCCCCAAGUUGGACAUGCUUCCUCGGCUGUGGGUGCCGUUUGCUGCCAUCCUUUCCGAGGAUGUCUCUGAGUUCAUUCCCUUCGUCUUCCAGAUAUUUUCCAUGCUCCUUGAGCUCAACCCCUCGAAUCAAGUGCCUGGUGAUUUCAAGAUGCUUAUCGAGGUCGUUCUGGCCCCGAGCCCGUGGGAGACGAGAGGCAAUGUACCGCCCUUGUCCAGAUUCAUUGCGGCUAUCAUUCCCAAGGCGGCGGAGGAAAUCAAGGCUGAAAAGAAACUGGAGCCCUUCCUCGCCAUCUUCCAGCGCCUGCUGGCCGGGAAGAAGACGGACCAGAACGCCUUCGAUAUCCUCGAGGCAAUCGUUGGCACAUUCCCUGGGGAUGUUUUGGACCCGUACUUCGGGACCAUCCUCACGCUCAUCUUUACCAAGCUGCAGACGAGCCCAACCGACUCAUACAAGAGCCGCGUGGCCCGCCUGUACCACCUCGUUUCGGCUCGAGCCGGUGAAGCUAAGAUGGGCGCCGACUACUUUAUUGCGCACGCCGAGGCCAUCCAACAGAACGUCUUCACUCCCUUCUACCUCACCGUCAUCCUUCCCACGACGGGUCAGUUCGCCCGCCCCGUCGACCGCAAGCUCGGUGUUAUCUCAUACACCAAGACGCUGUGCGAGUCAAAGCAAUUUGCCGAGCGCUAUCAGAAGGGCUGGGGCUUCACAUGCAACAAUCUGCUCGACCUGCUGAAGAACCCGCCGCGUGUGGCUGCCGGGUUUGGUGACGAGAUUGUCAACGAGGCGGAUGUCGACGACAUUGGCUUUGGCGUAGGGUUUACGCCGCUGAACACGUGCAAGCGUGGUGCGCGCGACGACUUCCCGGAACUCGUUGAGGUGGACAAGUGGGUGAGCCAGUACCUGAAGGAGGCGAACCAGCGGCAUGGCGGGGCAAUUGCCAGCUUCGUGGAGCAGCGGCUGUCGCCCGAGGCGAAGGCCGCUUUGGCAUCGUACCUUGUUUGA
Messenger RNA from Parathielavia appendiculata, 2880 nucleotides. Its product is annotated as Cse1-domain-containing protein. Bases 1 to 2880 code for a protein of 959 amino acids. Lineage: Eukaryota; Fungi; Ascomycota; Sordariomycetes; Sordariales; Chaetomiaceae. Gene Ontology annotation, biological process: protein import into nucleus; protein export from nucleus. Gene Ontology annotation, molecular function: small GTPase binding; nuclear export signal receptor activity. The transcript is spliced from 8 exons. The record is from RefSeq and is a predicted model, not a curated record. Gene Ontology annotation, cellular component: cytosol; nuclear envelope.